Messenger RNA from Echinops telfairi (small Madagascar hedgehog), 816 nucleotides. RefSeq names its product neuropeptides B and W receptor 1 (gene NPBWR1). Gene Ontology annotation, biological process: neuropeptide signaling pathway. The transcript has a single exon. The annotation marks the transcript as partial. The record is from RefSeq and is a predicted model, not a curated record. Gene Ontology annotation, cellular component: neuron projection; membrane. Gene Ontology annotation, molecular function: neuropeptide binding; neuropeptide receptor activity. Lineage: Eukaryota; Metazoa; Chordata; Mammalia; Afrosoricida; Tenrecidae.
GUGCUCUUCGUGCUGCUGCGGACGCCGCGGCGCCGCACGGUCACGCACCUGUUCAUCCUCAACCUGGCCCUGGCCGACGAGCUCUUCACGCUGGUGCUGCCCAUCAACAUCGCCGACUUCCUGCUGCGCCGCUGGCCCUUCGGCGAGCUCAUGUGCAAGGUCAUCGUGGCCAUCGACCAGUACAACAUCUUCUCCAGCCUCUACUUCCUCACGGUCAUGAGCGCCGACCGCUACCUGGUGGUGCUGGCCACGGCCGAGUCGCGCCGCGUGGCGCACCGCUCGUACGGCUCGGCGCGCGCCGUGAGCCUGGCCGUGUGGGCCGUGGUCACGCUCAUCGUGCUGCCCUUCGCCGUGUUCGCGCGGCUGGACGACGAGCAGGGCCGCCCGCAGUGCGUGCUCGUCUUCCCGCAGCCCGAGGCUUGGUGGUGGCGUGCCAGCCGUCUCUACACCCUGGUGCUGGGCUUCGCCCUCCCGGUGACGGCCAUCUGCGCCCUGUACACCUGCCUGUUGUGCCGGCUGCGCGCCAUGAGGCUGGACAGCCACGCCAAGGCCCUGGACCGCGCGAAGAGGCGGGUGACAGUGCUGGUGGUGGCCAUCCUGAGCGUGUGCCUCCUCUGCUGGACCCCGUACCACCUGAGCACUGUGGUGGUGCUCACCACCGACCUCCCGCAGACGCCGCUGGUCGUGGCCAUGUCCUACUUCAUUACCAGCCUGAGCUAUGCCAACAGUUGCUUCAACCCGUUCCUUUAUGCCUUUCUAGACGACAACUUCCGCAAGAGCCUCAACCAGCUGCUGGCGUGCCGGGCGGCCCCCUGA